This is a messenger RNA of Caenorhabditis sp. 36 PRJEB53466, 845 nucleotides long. Lineage: Eukaryota; Metazoa; Nematoda; Chromadorea; Rhabditida; Rhabditidae. The record is from the annotation of a GenBank genome assembly.
AUGCAUUUCCUCACCAUCACUGCACUCGUCCUUUCGGGAGUCAUCUUCGCUGCCGUCACGGGCGCCCCGGCCACUAACGAUGCCACGGACGCGAGCGGAGAAACGCCCACUCUGCUGCUGGAUUCCGAAGAACAACCACAUCACAGACGUAAGUUCGGGCUGCUCUUCUAUGUAAAAUAGAAUCCAGUCGCAUCUAAAUUUUCAUAAGUUGCCAGAAUUCGUUUCUCCUCUAAAAACUUCCCAUUUUCAGCCAAGUUCUUCAACUGGGACUACAAGGAUCUCGGAACGACAGCAUUCGAGGACGUUCCUCUGCCUGCCCGUCAGCCAACCGCCCUCAUCAACCAAACUGAGCAGUGCCCGGACAAAUGGCUUCGUUUCGCCGAUUCGUGCUACUUUAUCGAGACGGAAUUGCUCGGAUUCGCGAAGGCAGAGAGAAAGUGCUUCGAGAAGCAGUCGACGCUGUUUGUGGCCAACUCGCUGGAGGAGUGGGAUACCAUCCGUGCUCACGCCAAGGACGCUUACUUCUCGUGGAUCGGACUGAUCAGAUUCUCGCACUACGAGAAGAACGAGCAGCUGCCAAGAUGGCAAACGGAAGGAGCCAUCAACCCGUCCAAGAUGUGAGUUCUAGCCUCACUUUUAUCUUUUUACCGUCUUCUUUCAGCAACUGGCUCGUCAAGCCCUACAAGCCGCUCGUCAACGGAUGGACCCAGUUCGCCAACUGCGCAGCCAGCUACAAAUCGCCGUCGACUGUCGAGACUGCCUCGUACACCUUCUUCUAUCCGUGCACGUACCUGCUCUACUCCAUCUGUGAGCGCAAUGCGACUAUCGUCCACGCUUUGCAGUGA